ACUCGAGCUGUCAGUUUUUCACUAAUAGGAAGAACCUACGCUCGAAAACAUUCACGAAAGUACAAGGAUCGUUUUUUAUUUUAACCUUUAACACAUGGAUCGGGCGGUUUGAAGUGCGAAAUGAAAAUGCGUUUUACGUCUUAGUUUCUCGAAAUAUAUUCAGCCGACCGUGCGCAUUACCGUCCGAGAUAAAUCCUCAAUGAAAAUUGGCUAAAAUCGCUGCGACCGGAGGGCUGGAUCGAGGGAUAAGUUUUUCAGAAAAUCUGGCUAAUCCUCAAGGUUAACGUAACAAGUGAAAAAAAAAGGAUGGAGUCAAAUUGCAGUUGCAACGGCGACCAUUCGCACGACUGCGAAAUUGGGGUACAGUACACUUUGUAUCAGAAAAUAAAUAGAGAUGAUGUCGAGUGCCUCAAUGAACGCGAAGAUGGGUCUGGAGUGAUGGUCUUCAAACCAUGGGAAGAACGUCUCAACAGAGACAAGUUUGUAGAGAGCGACGACGACGACGAAUUGCUGUUCAAUAUACCAUUCACCGGCAAUGUGAAACUGAAGGGAAUAAUCGUAGUUGGCGGACCUGAUGGAUCGCAUCCACGUCAUAUGAAACUGUUUAAGAAUCGUCCGAAAAUGAGCUUCGACGAGGCUGCAACAGCGUGCGACCAGGAAUUCGAACUCGCUGACGACCAAAUUGGAGUGGUCGAAUAUCCAAUAAAGGUUGUAAAAUUUUCAUCGGUCCAUCAUCUGACUAUUUACUUUUCGGGUAAUGCUGCGAACGACCGUACGCGAAUAGACUACAUAGGAUUGAAAGGCGAAUGGAGCCCAGCCCAUCGCCAUGGAGUAACGAUUUGUACUUACGAGUCUCGUCCCCAGAUCAGCGAUCAUGAAACUAAUUUAAUGAACAAUGUCUCCCACGACAUUCAUUGAGGGGAAGAUAAAAAAUGAGCGAAGAGUUCAAUCGACCGGUUCUCUCAUAUUUUUUUAUAACUCCUUAAAUAAUUGAUGAAAGUGCUGAUAAUGCAUCGAGUUUUUGAUCAAAUGGAAUGCAACAUUAUGAUAAAAUUCUUAUAAUUUAUUGUAAUUAACAAAAUCAUUGAAAAAUAUAUUUUUUAUUGAUUUGCUAAA
Messenger RNA from Venturia canescens, 1116 nucleotides. RefSeq names its product PITH domain-containing protein GA19395. Gene Ontology annotation, cellular component: nucleus. The record is from RefSeq and is a predicted model, not a curated record. The transcript has 6 exons. Lineage: Eukaryota; Metazoa; Arthropoda; Insecta; Hymenoptera; Ichneumonidae. Bases 307 to 918 code for a protein of 203 amino acids.